AUGCCUUCCAUCUCUUCAUUUAUUCAAUACUGCCGCGACAAGUGGACGCAGCCUUUGACCAAGGAUACGCAAGACAAUGACGUCAAGAGACGGGGCCUUUUUAUCUGGACUAACUCGGAAAAGGUCGAGGGAAAUGGAGACGAGAAUGCCUUCCCUCAGGAUGUCCCAGUAGUGCCCCCUGGACCAUCCUACGAUCUGAUGACACGCGCCCCGGAGCCUCCAUCGCUGCCAAUAUAUGAAUCCUUCACCUCAAUGAGAAAUUCGAGCUACUGGAGCCCUAAGAAGUGUGAUGGUGGAUUCAACGGAGCGCAGAGACAGCGUCACCUCGCAGCCGUUGCUCAGUUCCAGGCCGUCAAGCGCGAUGGCAGCUUGGUUCGGGGUAGCGCUGCACCAACCCAAGAGAAGAUUGCAGGCAAGGCACCUGCCUAUGACCGGGCGAUUGAACUGGCAAAGAUGUAUCAGUCUCUCCUGCCGGACUUUCACGCCCUGUUUGAGGGAGAUGAUGAUAGCACCACUGAAAGUGAAAGGAACAGCCACCGAUUGGUUCAAUCGAAGCCUUUGGCCCUGUCGCUUGAUGGGACAGCCCCCAGAGACUGA
Messenger RNA from Chaetomium fimeti, 597 nucleotides. RefSeq lists its product as uncharacterized. The record is from RefSeq and is a predicted model, not a curated record. The coding region runs from base 1 to 597 and encodes 198 amino acids. NCBI's taxonomy places the organism in Eukaryota, Fungi, Ascomycota, Sordariomycetes, Sordariales, Chaetomiaceae. The transcript has a single exon.